AAAAAAGCCUAAGUAGCAUUUUGGCCAGAAUUUCACUUUUAAUGAAAAUACAGCUGUUACCUUAAUCGAGCAAAAUAACCCUACAAUAAAACAAUACUUGAGUAAAUGUGCUUAGUUACAUGGCACACGUUGACAGUGUAACGUGAACCGAUACCAGCCGGCAGUGUCACCUGACACCUCAGGUACGUCGCCUGUAAGCCCCGCCCUCCUCAGUGUCAGGCUGCGGUCCACCCACCUGAAUGGGACAAAAGCAGGAAUAGACAUUCAUUCGGGGACAUUACCUGUGUGGUUAAAUCGGGGCGGGCGACUCACACUCAAAACGAAUUUGUUCACGAUGGAGGAGGGCUUCUUUAAAUCAGCCAUACCCGCGCAGGACUCCUUCCUGCUGGCCUCCUCCAGCCUGGCUCUGCCGGCCGAGCCGACGCCGGGAUCCGCGAGCAAGAUGAGCCCAGGGAACCGGAACCAGCGCGUCCUACAGCAGGUCCAGCUCACAAUGGCGAGGAAGACGAGGAGGACCUUGUCGAACGGAAGCAUCCAUUUACAGAAAAGCACCAUAAAGAGCUCCAACGCCACCGACGGACUCUCCCCGAACAUGAAGGUAAAUGGAGUGGGAUUCACCAACCAUUCCCUUUUAAACAAGCUUGUGCAGAAACCAUUCAGGAGGGUGGAGGUGUCUCCACCACAGAGCCCGGAGGCUCCUCACAGUCGCUUCAUUCACAGUACCCUCCGUCAUGGGACGUACACCCAUCCAGGACCCAGUCAGCCACACAGGGUGGGCACUAUGCUGGACCGCUCAUUUAGUUCUCAUUCUCGCCGCUACGCCUUCUCAGAUGAUACCCGCAACAUUCGUCCGCAAGUGUCCACAGCUGUGCUGCAGAGCUUCGGUCGGAGGUCGCUCAGACAGACGCCAAAGAAUGUGUUCGUGAACGCCGGUUUUCCAAGAAGUGGUGGCAGGAUUCAUCACCAAAUUGUUGGCAAGAAGGAGAAGCACACUGUGGAGGGACCAACUGGUGAUAUGACACUUGGUUCUGGACUGCCUGAUGAAGGUUUCUCAUGGAUGACUUUGCUCAGGAGGGACGGUCAGGGGCUCCACAGACUGAAAUCACAACCAGCCUCGGUCACCAGCGCAGAGGUGGACAUGGGAGGGCAGGAUGAGGUGGAUCUCCCAGUUCAGCGGAUACAGAAAGAGAAUGUCAAAAAACUGACGUCGGUGAACAAGCCUCCAGAGAUGACACUGGAGAGGGCCGUGAACGUGCUGACUGAGGAGAAUAAUGAGGAGACGCUCAUCUACGCAGCCAGCCUCAUACAGAGCCAAUGUUUCAAGAGUGUUGAUGCGAAAAGGAUUGUGUACUAUCUCCGUGGGAUCAGAAAACUUCUGCAGCUCCUCACCACUGACAAUGAGGAGGUGCAGCGCGUCGCUGCCGCCGCUCUGCGUAACGUCGUCUACCAGAGCGACGAAAACAAGAUGGAGGUGAAGGAGAACGACGGCCUGGCAACCAUCUUGGGUGCAUUGAAGAGCAGCCGUGAAGUGGCGACCAGACGAGAACUGACUGGUCUUUUGUGGAACCUCUCCUCUCAUGACCUUUUGAAGGAGCGCCUCUCUAGGGAGUCGUUAUCCAUCCUCACAAAGUCAGUCCUGGUGCCCAGCUCUGGCAUUUCUGAAGGCGAGAACCCAAAAGACGAGCUCCUCGCGGAUGCUGCCGCUUUCCACAAUGCUACCGGCUGCCUGAGAAAUCUGAGCUCUGCUGGUCCAGAUGGCAGGAGAGCAAUGAGGGAGUGUGAGAAUCUCAUCGACUCUCUGGUCUACUACAUCCGGGGAGCCAUAGCUGACUAUAAGACGGAUGACGAGUCCACAGAAAACUGCGUCUGCAUCCUGCACAACCUGUCUUAUCAGAUUGAGGCAGAGCUCCCGAAGAUGUACACCAAAGAUCUCAGAGAAUCUCGACUAAACUUGGCUCCCAAGCCGAAGGCUGUCGGCUGCUUUUCCUAUCGCAGUGCCCAGAUCACAGAGCAUCUGGAGCGACAGUGCCCCCUGCUGGAGGAGAAGGCGAACCCCCGUGGCAUAGAGUGGUUGUGGAGCGCCAUCACCAUCCGGAUGUACCUGUCACUGAUGGCCCGCAGUGUGCGUCAGUACACCCAGGAGGCCGCCAUCGGAGCCCUGCAGAACAUCACGGCCGGGAGAGGAGCGAUGAAUGAAGCCAUCACCUUCACUAUUGUUCAACGGGAAAAUGGCCUCCAGCAUGUGAAGAGGAUGUUAGUGGAGGGGGAGAGUAAUGUGAAGAGGACGGCCAUUGCUCUAAUAAGAAACCUCUCGCGCUACCAGGACCUGCACCCUGAUAUUGUGAAGCAGGUGUUGCCGGAGGUGGUGGCGAUGCUCCCCAAUGACGACACCGGCACCGACCUGCCCAACGAGGUGACGGCUUCCCUGUGCCACAUCCUGACCAACCUCAGCCAGAGCGACCGGCAGAACGUCAGAGCCAUCGUCAACGAGGGAGCGCUCCCAAAGAUCCUCAACAUCAGCAACAAGGACAACGGUCAUGGACCGAGCAGAGGGGGUCAGGCGGCGUGCGUCCUGCUGCACACCAUGUGGAAACACCCAGAACUGCAUGGCGGCUAUAAGAGGUGUGGGUACAGGAAAACAGAUUUCAUCAACGCGAGGACAACAAAGGCUGUGAACUCUGGAUGAGACCGAGAUGGAGAUCUCUGUUGAUGUUAUCUGUACUUGUGGCCCCCGAAUCGCUCAAUGCACUGUAAUUCACCCCCAGUGUCUCAGUUCAGUAACUGCUGGUUUCACAGAGGUAGAGUCCUUGGAUCUCACUGCUGCAGAUAAACAUCGUAAAUUGUGUCUACAUUUCCAUAAAAGGCCCCAUAAGAUGUCUUUAAACUUGUUUUUGUUUUUUCAUGUUAGUGCUGCCGUGGACAUUGUGAUGAAAUGAUACAGAUAAUGGACUAUAAACACACUGCUGCAUCACCCAACAUCACAGUUUUCAUUUCAUGGGGACCUUUAAAGCACUUUUAAGUUUUGUUGAAGUUCCUCCUUUCUAUACAUCUGAUGAUUCUGGCUAUCAGAUCUGAAACCUGCUGUCUCAUAAUCAGGAAAGCUGACAGAUGAAUGUAGAAAUGUCUCCUGAAGACUCUCCAGCAAAGAUAAUGAAUUCAAAUUAGAGCAUUUUUUUCAUGUUUGUGUAGUUUAUUUUUUUACUGAAGUGGCAGCUAAACAGUUCAGAAUGCUUGUUUGUGAUUUGUCAGGCGACACAGUAAUGAAACAAAGAACCACAAUGAAUUAUUCAAGUACUCACACAACAGAAAUUGUGAAGGAUUAAAAAAAAUCUGACCAACAGCUAUAUUUUUCACAAACCGAUGACCUUUUUUUUUUUUUUGCUGUCUUUCCUCACAUAAAUAAACAGUCUUGAAUGAA
Messenger RNA from Acanthopagrus latus (yellowfin seabream), 3418 nucleotides. RefSeq names its product plakophilin 2 (gene pkp2). Bases 335 to 2686 code for a protein of 783 amino acids. Gene Ontology annotation, molecular function: intermediate filament binding; cadherin binding; alpha-catenin binding. Lineage: Eukaryota; Metazoa; Chordata; Actinopteri; Spariformes; Sparidae. Gene Ontology annotation, cellular component: intercalated disc; intermediate filament; plasma membrane. The transcript has 13 exons. Gene Ontology annotation, biological process: desmosome organization; intermediate filament bundle assembly; cell-cell junction assembly. The record is from RefSeq and is a predicted model, not a curated record.